CAGAAAGAGAUGUGGACUUACGAUGGAAACACGUGUUCCACGUUGGUGGUGAUCUCAAUCGCUCUUGGCCUGAUUUCCUCUGUACCUGCCCAUGGGCAAGAGGAAGGAACUUACCAGGACGCCAUUGAAGACAGAUUCUCAGAUCUGAACCCGAACCUGGUGGAAUCCAUGCUCGACCGAUUCCUCUACAACGCUAUGAACAACAACAACGGCAUGAACGGCAUGAGCAAAACUAUGGCGGGAAAUGAAUGGUCAAUGGGCCAAAGGCGUAAAAAAGAGUUAACCCCCAGAGACGAGGUUGGAGGUGUACUUUAUGAGGCCAUGAACGAUUUCCCAGAAGAGGCCUCGCUUCCGUCAGCCUUUCGCUUGAAGAAACGUCAAUCCCAAACGGCCAACCUUCGCGGUCAGAGCAGCUCGUCAAGCUCAGGAGAUUCAAGUGGAGGUCGACUACGGAAAACCCGCAGCGAUGCUUUCCGGUUGAAGCGAGUGAGCGACGCCUUUCGUCUGAAGCGAGGAAGCGACGCUUUCCGCCUAAAGAAACGGGUCGGGCCCAGCGACGCUUUCCGACUCAAGCGAGGCAACGACUCGUUCCGACUCAAACGUCAAAUGGAAUCCGACACACCCCAAGUCUUGAUGGCUCUGAACGAAAUCAUCCCCGAAGACUACGAGGAUGAGCAGCUCUCUUUGUUCAUAGACGAAUUGGCCAAGCGGGAUUAUAACCCAUCUUACCGACUCAAGCGUGAUUUAUCCAAUGCAUAUCGUUUGAGGAAACGCAGUCCUCAUAUGAAGGCUGUCGAGGCUAACGUCAAGAUGACACCCUCAUACCGUCUAUAAAUGGGGCCCUUGGCCAUUUGUCGUCUGUCUGGCCAGAGCUUGGAGGAAACCGAAAGGGUGCCUCAACAUCGUUGACAAAACCGUACAUAUAAGGCACUACAUGUGUACAUACAUACGUACUGUCCACGCCAAGGACAGAAGACAGACAAGCAUGACUCACUUUUUACAUGAAUGAACCACCUACUACGCACGAAGGGGACAAUUUGAGCUCUUUCUUUCAUGGCAAUGAUUGAAGAUCCAGAAGUAGGCCCCGUCGAGGUUGAAGCUCUCCUCCUCCUCCUCCUCAACAUGAUGCUUCUGUAACCGCUUUUCGUACAUUGAUUGAACCAAAUGUAUGUAUGUAGUUGAGUUGUCUUUGUUGCUUCUACAUAUGUUAAUCAUCAACAUACAUUCCCUACAUAAACAUAAUAUAAAUGUGAACCAGCUCAUUGAACGCUUUGUAUCAAGAUGAUGAUGAUAUCGUUGCCUGAUGAUGUUGUGACCGCAAGAUGGAAAAAAACAGUAUCCGAAUGUCAGCCAAUCCCUCUGCGAGAUUCAAUGUAACACCAUGUAAUACCAUCUGUAUCCCGUAGAUAGAUGCUAAAUAACAGAGAUCACUUGAAUCGUUGACCCAAAUCUCUCUUGUUCCAGUUUGAAUCAAAAAACACAUUAUGCCUGCAUAUCAAAAACCACCAAGUUG
Molecule: messenger RNA, 1513 nt
Organism: Tigriopus californicus
Lineage: Eukaryota; Metazoa; Arthropoda; Copepoda; Harpacticoida; Harpacticidae
Exons: 2
Coding region: 10-834 (274 amino acids)
Source: RefSeq, a predicted model, not a curated record